CGGCGGGCGGCCGGGAUCCGGAAGUGCGGGAACGUAGGGGAGCGGGGGCCGGGCCGCGGGGCUCCGCGCUCCCGACCACCGUCCGGAUCCGCCUCCCGGGCCCUCCCCGGAAGCCAGGGAGGGCGCGCGGGCCCCGAGGAAUUAAAGAUGGACUCCUGUUGAUGACAAACGGACCUACAGUUUCUGCUGUGAGAUGAGAGAGUGGGAUUUGCUGUCCUGAAGUCACUAAGCUUGGACCCUGGUUCCUCUUCAUGAGAGACUAAAGAGAUGGAAGCCUUAAAGUCUGAGAAUAAAAAGAGGGUGCUGCCCACAUGGAUGACAGCCCAGGUGGCUGAAAAGAGGGCGGUGCAGGUGAAGACCCCCAAGAGGAGACCAGCCACGGUGCCAGCAGCUGCAGCCAGAUUUCCUGCUGUGAGGACUGUGUACUGCAUGAAUGAAGCCGAAAUUGUCGACGUUGCUCUGGGGAUCCUCAUUGAGGAGGACCGAAAACAGGAAAAGCCGUUGGAGCCGCCACCUCUGGCAGGCGCUGAUAAGCCAGAGCGCUCCCCGGCCAGCCCAGCACCGCCGUCCCCAAGUCCCCACUGGAGCCGAAGCGAGGACAGUGAGGAAGAGGACCGUGGGGCAGACGGCCCUGCCCUGGGGCCCUCGGGUUCUGACGCGGCCUGCAGCAGAAGCCUCGAGGAAGACCAGGACGAGCUAAAAUACGUCAGGGAGAUCUUUUUCAGCUAAGGGACACACUUCCAGGACCUUCUGCUCAGAGCGGCUGAAGGAAGCUGGCCUUCCCCUCUCAGCCCAAGCGCUGCCCUCAGACUGUGACAGCUUCUGCUCCCAGCGUCAAGCCUCCCUGGGCUGGGUGGAUUCACCGGGGGAGGUGAGGAGUCAGUGAGCUCCCCCCAGAAUUCCUGCUCUCUGCUCUCCCUGCUCAAGGGCCUGGGAGCUCAACACUGUCUUAUUCAGGUACCUGGUUCCAGGGAAAUGAGAUCAUGGGGGUCAAACUUACUGGAACUGAAGAGUCAGCUUAAUAAUUUUCAAGGAAAAACCAGUAUGGCUGCUAUGUACACUGCAGUUCCUACGGUUUGGCCACCUUAAGGAAGAAGCCUGUUUUUAAAAUCACUUCCGUCACGUGUCAGUUGGUCAGUGAGCCCUUGUUGGUCCAACCCUGAACUAGACACCUUCCCCCAGGGCUGGGCUCCCCCUUGAAAGCCUGCCUGCUGUUCCAUGUACAGAUUGGGAGGCCUCCCGACCAACCAGACAGCCCUCCUCCCCUGGGCCGCCACGUUCUGCCGCCUUUCUAGGCCUCAGCCCCUGGGCAGUUAGAAAGUAAGAGUGGGAUAGGAGCCCAAAAGAGACACAGAGGACAAGACAUCACACUGGAGUCCGUGUUUCUGCCUCUAUUCAGUGUGGCUUUGCACAGGCAUGGGAUGAGGCGAUCACGUGCUGUAGAUUGUCAGUGUAACAGAUGCUGAAGAAUACACACAGUGCCCCCGUGCGUGAGUGGUGCUCGUAU
Molecule: messenger RNA, 1507 nt
Organism: Budorcas taxicolor (takin)
Lineage: Eukaryota; Metazoa; Chordata; Mammalia; Artiodactyla; Bovidae
Gene: CYREN
Product: cell cycle regulator of NHEJ
Exons: 4
Coding region: 268-729 (153 amino acids)
Biological process (GO): double-strand break repair via nonhomologous end joining; negative regulation of double-strand break repair via nonhomologous end joining
Cellular component (GO): cytoplasm; nucleus
Source: RefSeq, a predicted model, not a curated record